CACAAUAAUUAGUACGGCUGUCGCCACGAAUGAAAAUACAUUCAGUCCUGAAGACAAUCAACAAAAGCUGUUUUGGAUUGUACUCGUGCCGGAAUGUUUGACGCUAUUCAGUUUCCAAACACUUUCGUGGAGUGUCUUGUGUUGGUGUAGAAUACAAAUGGACGUCCCCAAAUUUAAUCUGACAUAACUUUUGUGAUUUUUCUCAGUGAUUGUGCCUGGAAAAUAUUUUCAAUUAUGUUCAACGGGUGCAAAAAGAGUGAUUUAUGGAAAUUAUGCAGGAACGUCAUUUAAUAACUAACUUCGUUUAUUUUGCCAUAUGGAUUUCGAUUUUACAUGGGACACAGGUGAGAGCCCACCUCAAAGAUGUCCUGAAUCCAGUGAACGUAGACUUUGAUGUAUGGCACCAGCGUGACACGCGAGUAGCCAUCAGGGCCAAUGAUCUCCUUGCUUGCGAGAGGCCCAAUAUCUAUAUCUGUGAGGAGCCUCCAGAGACCGUUCCACCAGACGCCAGAAAGACCUGCAACUAUCGCAAUGUUCGCUACCAUGAGCAAGUGUUCCGCUGGGUGGCGGGCCGAGGAUGCCUGCUUUACACUCCUGACUUCCUCUUCGUGGCCGGCACUAACACCAUCAACUUGAACGCUGGCUGCUUCUACGGGAACUGGUUCGCACCCUGUUUGGAGAUUGCUAAAGAGGACGGGUCAUGUGGCUGCUAUCCUUUCGACCCUGGUUUAGAGGAGGUGGCUGCCGCGGUACACGAGGCGUUGAUACCAGCAGCUCAGGGAAGGUGGGAGCGAUGCUUCUACGCUGCCAGCGAUUGCUGCAGCCAUUAUAUGCCUGACACUCUAAAUGUAUCCGAUACCAGCCAGUGUGAGGCAACGUUUGACGGCUGGACUUGCUGGCAGGAAGCGUAUGUGGGCGCGUUGGCUACAGAAAUUUGUUCCGAGUUCGCUUAUUCUAAUACCGGGCCUUCUUGUCAUCACUACAGCAGCAAGCAAUGCCAUACAAACGCAACAUGGGAGCUACAGACGGACUACAGUACGUGCAGCAUCACGCCUCGACUCCUUCGCCGAUACCAGUUUUAUAUCGCCGUGCUGUCCAUCUCCAUCAUCGCUUGUCUCCCCGCCGUGUUCAUCUUUUGUUUCUACAAAAGAUUGAGGAUCACCCGGGUAGCACUACACCGGAAUCUUCUCAUUGCCAUCAUUGUGAGGAAUGCGUUGGUGAUUGUCAGCAGAAGUGAGAUCUACAUAGACGAGUUAACAAAUGCUGGCGAGACGGUGAUGUCAUCUCACGGCGUUGCGUGCCGCGUGCUCGCGUUCGCCGAACGUGUCGCAGGCAAUAUCGUGUUCGUAUGCAUGCUCGUUGAGGGGCUCUACUUGCAUCGCUCGAUUGUUGCCGUGUUCAAGCAGAAGCUCAAGAUCAAGUGGCUGUAUAGCAUCGGUGCAGUCAUAGCGCUAGCUCCAGCCAUCUCCUGGGCAGCAGUGAUGGCAGUGCACAACGACCACUCCUGCUGGCUGAUAUACACCGUGAAGCACGUCCAGUGGAUCCUCGACGUGCCACGCAUCACCAUCCUACUGGUCAACACUGGCUUGUUCAUCGAUGUCUUGAGGGUACUCCUCACUAAGAUCAGAAACUCCGAGAAUGCUAAUCAGCUGAGCACAGCUAAAGCAACGCUGUUCCUAAUGCCAAUAUUCGGGACACAGUUCCUGCUGACUGCAUUCAGGCCUGCCACUAACAACUGCACUGAGGAACAGAUCUAUUACUACGCCUCGUACACCGUCGAGGGGCUGCAGGGGCUCAUUGUAGCUUUGCUGUACUGCUAUAUCAAUAGAGAGGUUCACAGCCUAAUCAAAGCAACAUACAGAAAAACAGAAACUGCAGUAGUAUCUCGUAUUCGAAGUGACUCCACCUACCCACGAAUGAGCAUGGGCCCAAACUCUGACAGAAGAAUUACCUGCAGCACCGGACUGCCUUCCAGUCAAUCCGAUGACGCUAAAGACCAAUACGCAACAAUAAGACCCAAAUUACAUGUCGCUGAAAUCAUCUCAAUACAAGCUAGCGAACGAUUAGCCGAGAUUUUAGAACCAGUGUAUGAAACGAUACAAAACGGAGUGACCAACGAAGGUUAUGACUCGCUUGACAGAUCGGACUUAGACAAUGAUUCCGGCUUUAUAGCCAACAGGGAUUUCAAAGUAGAAGAUUAUUACGGAUUCACGAAUGCAUCUAGUAUAUCGAUCGAUUGUCAAGACUGGAUUCGAUGCGUGUCGUCGCCUUCUAGCAGCGUCUACAACAAUUCUUUGACCGAUUACGAAACCAAAUAUUUAGAAAAGAAAUUCGCGAUUCAAUCGAAACUUCGUGAAAUUACUGAAGUUCGUGAGAAGAAUUCCGAUGAAAUAAUUGCGAAUUGGGAUUGUUUGGGCUAUAGAAGUUCGCAAGCGGACUCUGAAGAAGUUAAGCAAGAGGUUGGCCCUGAGAGAGAGCCCGUCACUCGGAAGACGACCGACGAAGCUUUAUACGACGACUGUGAGAAUAUGCUCGAAGAGAUAAUGCAAUAUAUGGAAACUACGGAUUCAGCUAAAGUCACUUUAGAUCCUAACUCUCUCGCACCGAAUAGACGCGAUGGAGAUAGGAUUAUAUUUUUAAAUAAUGAAUAAUUACUUACACCUUGUUAACAUUAUCAUAAAAUCCAUUAUCUGUAGAAUUAGAUGACAAAGUGCUCCUGAUAACGUUUUCAUCGUGAUAUCCUGAAAUCAAUGGAACAAUUUAUGAAAUGUGUGUAUAUCGCCUAAAAUUACUAAAUAAUUUUUAAUUUCCAAAUCAACACUUGUCUAGUGAGGAAAAGGAUGCUUUAACUUAUUUGUUAAUCCUUUUUUCUUAGUUUUCAGAUUUUUUUGAUAUUAUUAAGAUACUUAGAUACUUUAUUCUUCGUAAGUUCAGUUUUAUACCUAACUUAUUAUGUAACAAACUUUUUUAAAAAUAAAUAAUAAAAUAUAA
This is a messenger RNA of Helicoverpa zea (corn earworm), 2991 nucleotides long. RefSeq lists its product as uncharacterized. The record is from RefSeq and is a predicted model, not a curated record. Lineage: Eukaryota; Metazoa; Arthropoda; Insecta; Lepidoptera; Noctuidae. The coding region runs from base 264 to 2651 and encodes 795 amino acids. Gene Ontology annotation, biological process: adenylate cyclase-modulating G protein-coupled receptor signaling pathway; cell surface receptor signaling pathway. Gene Ontology annotation, molecular function: peptide hormone binding; G protein-coupled peptide receptor activity. Gene Ontology annotation, cellular component: plasma membrane. The transcript is spliced from 10 exons.